Camelina sativa (false flax) is the source of this 1107-nucleotide messenger RNA. NCBI's taxonomy places the organism in Eukaryota, Viridiplantae, Streptophyta, Magnoliopsida, Brassicales, Brassicaceae. The record is from RefSeq and is a predicted model, not a curated record.
CGGGUUGCCGUUACCGAGAUCGGCAACGGCGGCUACGAAAGGAUAUCGCCAAAUAUUUUAGCUCACAAUAUCGUCAAAGAUAAGUGUUUAGGAUAAAGAUAGAAACUAAAUGAGUAUUUAAGAUUUUAAGAAAAAAGGGAACUGUAGAGUUGCCUUGACAGAAGGGGAAAGCAUUAUCAUGAAGAAUCUGGUUUAUAUAUAAAUGGAAAUGACAGAUCGAUGUAUCAGUUCACCACCAAUCCAUAUCCUUCAUAAACUCAAGUGGUCCCUUUCUCUGGACAUAUCCACGUCUCCCUCCUCACAAAAUAAGACCAAUGCCACACUCUGGUUUGUGUGUCGUCUUCUCUUUAAUGCUCUCUCUUUUGUUCAUUCUCUCUAUAAAACACAACAAGACAUGAGGGUUUUUUGUAAGAACUUGCCUGAGUUGAUCCAAUGCGGCUGCUAUUAUCAUCUGAUCCCCAACCCCAACUUACCUCUACAUGUACGUCCCAGAGUUGUGGCUGGAAGCCUUACUCUCAUUCCAAUGACUUUGCCGCCAACGCCUCGAUCCUCCUCAUCAUCAUCUUCUCUUCUCUCGUCUGCGUUUUCUCUCUCCACGCUGCCAUCCGUUGUUGCCUCCGUCCAGUCCUCCAACAUGACCCUAAACCUGAUCCUGACCCUGAUGAGGCCUCCCUUUCGGAACUUCCCCCGACACUUGUUUACUCCCCCGGAAUGAACUUGGCAGGCACCGAAGCAGAGUGCAUCAUUUGUUUGUCUGAAUUCCAGGACGGUGACACCCUACGCGUGUUGGACAGAUGCAAACAUGGAUUCCACGUUCAUUGCAUCCAGAAGUGGAUCUCCUCCCACUCCUCUUGUCCCACUUGCCGGGCAAACAUCUUCUCCUCCCCACCUCAACUUCACUCACAGAGCAUACAACUAACAAGUACAGCUUAGUCAAUUGGUAGCUACCUGGUUUUGGCGUCUUGCCCACUUUUUUUCCUCUUUAUUGUCUUUACCACAUCACACCUUUAUCAUCUUUUCCAAGUUAGUCUAUUUCGUUUUAUAUUUCCAUGAAAUCAUAAAAAUCGCACACACGCAGGAUAUUGAUGUUAAGUCAAUUUUUGUGAA